AUGUCUGUUCUAUCCAAGCCCAACAGAGGAUUCCUGCUCAAUGUAGACCGCAACCCAAUCAUUCAUGGAAUCCUCAAAAAGACAUUCUAUGAGCAAUUCUGUGCGGGAGAGACCGAUGCGGAAACAAGAAAGACCAUCCAAGAGCUCAAGGAUAUGGGUUUCCGAGGCGUGAUUAUGACAUACGCCAAAGAAACUGUGUUUGAUCAUAAAACAAAUACAGAACAAGGAUUAGGAAUUGCAGCACUGGAAGCUGAAAAGAACGAUGACGCUUUAAUUCCUGCCGUGGCUCGUUGUGCAAAUAUCGAGGCAUGGCGAAAGGGAACGGUUGAAACCGUGGAUCAACUAAAUAAUGGAGACUACCUCGCUGUCAAAUUAACCGGCGCCGGAUCCACCGUCACCCAAGCGUUCUCCAAAGGCGAACUUCCACCAACACAGAUGCUAGAAGCAUUAGAUGAGAUCUGCAGCCGAUGCGAGUCCCGCAAAGUCCGUAUUCUCGUCGAUGCCGAGUCCCACCAUUUCUUAUCUGGAAUCCUUCGCGUAACCCUCGACCUAAUGCGGAAGUAUAACCGUAACGGCCACGCACUGAUCUACAACACAUACCAAGCCUAUUUGAAGAGCACCCAAGACACAAUAGAGAGACAUCUCACAGCAGCCCAAGAAGAAGGCUUCACCCUCGGACUGAAACUAGUCCGCGGUGCAUACAUCGCUUCCGACGAACGGUCCCUAAUCCAUGAUACAAAGACAGACACUGAUAACGCUUACAACGGUAUCGCGCAAGGAGCGCUCAAGCAGAGCCUUGGCAAAUUCGGAAACGAGACUACUUUUCCAUCCGUGAAUCUGUUCUUGGCUAGUCACAACAAAGAGAGUGUUUUGUCUGCUCAUCAGCUUCAUAAGCAACGUCUAUCGGCUGGUCUUCCUACCGUUCCUGUGGGGUUUGCACAGUUACAUGGUAUGUCUGAUGAGGUGAGCUUUUCACUUCUAUCUCUUAAGGGCAGCGAUGGCACCCCGGAGGUUUAUAAGUGCUCAACCUGGGGUACUAUGGGUGAAUGUCUGGCAUAUUUGCUUCGAAGAGCGGUCGAGAAUCGCGAUGCAGUUCUACGCACAAAUGACGAAUACAAUGCUUUGAAGACUGAAUUUGGGAGGAGAAUUCGAUCUAUUUUCUCUUCCCCCUCGCAGAGACGAGCCUGA
This is a messenger RNA of Penicillium angulare, 1188 nucleotides long. Its product is annotated as proline dehydrogenase family protein. The record is from RefSeq and is a predicted model, not a curated record. Bases 1 to 1188 code for a protein of 395 amino acids. Lineage: Eukaryota; Fungi; Ascomycota; Eurotiomycetes; Eurotiales; Aspergillaceae. Gene Ontology annotation, cellular component: mitochondrion. The transcript has 2 exons. Gene Ontology annotation, molecular function: FAD binding; proline dehydrogenase activity.